AUGAUGCUUUAUAAUUUUCUUAUUAUUCUACUCACUAAGAUAUUAACAACCUGGGCCACAAAGAAAAUACCUCUUCGUGCUUUUGUUGAUUUUUCGGACACUGAUAAUGCCACAGCUCUUGCCACUAUUGAAAUGUUACGGAUGGCAGAGUUCACUUUCAAUUCAUGGGAGUCUGUCGAUUUUGAUGUUCUUCUUGGUACUAGGGAUCUUCCUCCUAUGGAGAGGAACGCCAUGGCUUGGAACUUGAACAGAAUAAUUUGCGACGAGAUGAAACUUGGAUUCAUGAUAAUGCUGGCAGGAACUCAUACAUACAAUUUUGGAGUUUAUCAAUCAAUAGCUGACUCUAUGAACGUACCUUUAGUAGAUUGGGUAGUCUCUAACGUGCGAUCGAUGGAUGCUUCUAAAUCCCCAAUGACAUUCUCGGUCCGUCCACCAGUUGAUCAACUUUUGGUAGAUUAUAUUCAAUACAAAGAAUGGCAUCGCAUAAUAUACAUCCAUGACGGCACUAAUGCUGAACGAACUCUUCAUGGAAUUUUCGAAUAUUUAAACGAAAAAUCUCCUGCAUACGAGUUACUAGUUGACAAUUAUCAGGUGCCUGAUGAUGAAGAGUUUUUCCGGGAGUUCCUCAAUGAUCUGCAUAGACGACUGUCUAUAAACGAUAUUCAGCGUUCAAACGCAUCAGAGGAGAUGCACGACGAGCCAAUAAAGCCUAUUAAUGUAAUUGUGGAUUUGGAGGGGAGUUUUCGAAUGAGACUGUUCUUGCGAGCUUUAGAGGAAAGCAUUUUGGUCAAAAAGGAAUAUCACUAUGUAUUCGCCAACUUUGAAAUGGAAGACAGUGAUCUUUCUUCUUUUCAUUAUUCACUUAUCAAUAUUACUGGGUUCCAGCUGUUUGAUCGAACCAAUAGAAGAUUCGUACGUAAUCGUCAAAUAUUUGAGGAUAUUUAUGGCGAACGACAUUUAUUGAAUGAUUUCAUACCAGCUAGUAGCGCUUUUGCUCAUGACGCACUACUGGUUGCAGCUGCUGCGCUGGAUAAAGCCAUGGAAAUUAAUGGAAGAGACUUAUUCUAUCAAAGUUUUGCUAAGCAUCAAUUAUACAAUCGAGGAAAGCCAGGAUUGUAUUGUCGGCCAUAUGAAGAUUCACAAUCCAAUGACAGAGUGUUCGAACCUUUCGAAUAUGGCAAUAAGAUUGCGGAAGCAAUGAAACAGGUGGUUCUGACCGAAGAGGAAGGAACUUUGACAGGACGUAUUCAAUUUCACGCUCAAACUGGAUGGAGAACCAAUUUUUCGGCGACUGUAAUCGAGAUAAAACCUGGCGUUAACAGCUUAAAUAGUAUUCAAGAGAGAUUUCAUUGGGUUCAAGGGAAAGGAUUUCUUCUUGGCGGAGAAAGUAGAGUUUUGGAAAAGAAACCCAAUAGGACGGUUACUAGAAAAGGUAUUUUACAAAACAAGCCAUGGAAGUUGAAAUUGACAGUAGUAACUGUACUGGUGAAGCCAUUUGUAAUGUUGAAAAGAGUAAACCCUGGAGAGCCUGAGCUGACUGGUAUAGACAGGUUUGAAGGGUAUUGCGUAGACCUUCUGGCGCUUUUGGCAAAAAACAUUACUGGAUUUGAAUAUGAUAUAUUCAUAUCGGAAGGAAACAAAUACGGGGCCAGACAAGCUGAUGGUAGUUGGGAUGGUAUGAUUGGGUAUCUGCUCAAUGAAACAGCUGAUAUUGCGGUUGCUCCUCUUACUAUCACUCAAGAACGAGAAAGAGCAGUUGAUUUCUCGAAACCAUUCAUGACGACAGGUAUAUCAAUAAUGAUACAGAAACCUGAAAAGCAAGAGUUCAACAUAUUCUCAUUCAUGGAACCGCUCGGUAUGCGCAUUUGGAUUUUCACACUGUGCUCCUACGUUGGGGUUUCUCUAACAAUUUUUCUGGUGUCCGCUUUCUCUCCAUAUGAGAAAAGAAUUCAAUUCCGAAGAGGAGAAUUCCAAGUGACUAAUGAAUUCUCAAUGUACAACUCGUUAUGGUUUACAUUGGCAGCGUUCAUGCAACAGGGAACCGACAUACUUCCCAGAGCACCUUCUGGACGCAUAGCUUCUUCAGUUUGGUGGUUUUUCACUCUCAUUAUUGUAUCUUCAUACACUGCUAAUCUUGCUGCUUUCUUGACACUAGAGAAAAUGACUCCUCCAAUAGAGUCGGUAGAGGACUUAGCUAAUCAAAACAAAAUUUUAUACGGAACAGUGAAAGGAGGAUCUACUAGUGCAUUCUUUGAGGAUUCUACUGUACCUUUAUAUAAGAAGAUGUGGAACUUCAUGCAAGACACUUAUAACCAGCAAGUGAAGGCGCAAAGAAACUUGAAUGGAUCCGAAACAGUAUUCGUCGACACAUAUGCACAAGGAAUAGAGAGAGUCAGGAAUAGCAAGGGAGCCUAUGCAUUCUUACUGGAAGAAACAACAAACAACUAUGAAAGUGGUAGAAAACCUUGUAACACCAUGAAGGUUGGCCAAAACUUGAACACUCUUGGAUAUGGAAUAGCGACGAAACUAGGAAAUCCAUUACGGGGAUCCCUGAAUUUGGCAAUUCUCUAUCUCCAAGAGAAAGGAGAACUGAAACGUUUAGAAAACAAGUGGUGGUAUGAUAGAGGACAAUGUGAUCAUGGGAAAUCAGAUAGUGGUAAUAGCUCUUCCCUUAACCUAUCCAAAGUUGCUGGAAUCUUUUACAUAUUGAUGGCGGGCAUGGUAUUGUCUAUGUGCACGGCAUUGAUCGAAUUUGCUGUCAGAAAACAGAAAGAAAACCGCGAAAAAGCUAAGAAACGAGCGCAGAACGUCAGAAGGCCUGUCGGUUUGAGAAAGAAGAGGUCACGAUCAGAAGAUUUGCGCACUACUUUAUCAACUCAGAUUUAA
This is a messenger RNA of Auanema sp. JU1783, 2886 nucleotides long. Lineage: Eukaryota; Metazoa; Nematoda; Chromadorea; Rhabditida; Rhabditidae. The record is from the annotation of a GenBank genome assembly.